CUGUGCAGCUUCACUUCAGGUUUCAGAACGAUAUCCAGCAGUCUGCGCUGACGAUCCACCUCUUCUUCGUACUGGACGAUGGUUUUUUCAAAGACUGUGAAUAUUUCUUCAGCAGCAGCAGUUAGUCGCUCACUGAUCAACUCUCUCAAAUACUGAACCGAAGACAUCGCUGCUCCGUCAACUACUUGAAGAUUCACCCGAGACACGAACACACUACCGCCUUCCGGCGAACUGCUAACACUGAGCUAACGCUGCUAGCGCCGUCUGUUUACUUCCGGUGGGUGUCACACUGCGAAGGUCCUGAAGAACAACGUCCUUUUAAGUCGUUGUCGCGGUCGUGUCGCAGGUUUACGUUCAAGUUGUCCACGAAGCAGCGAUGUCUUCGGAGGAAGAGGACGAUCGUCAGCGCAGACUUCUGGGUAUCUUCAUGAGAGCUGAGAUCAAGCUUCAUAGAAUCGAGCUCCCACAGCAGCAUGUCUGUAAAGAGGAGGAGGUUCUCACUGACCAGCAGCUCUGUAACCAGGAGAGGAACUCCGGUCUGGAGCAAGAGGAACCAAAACCUUUGCAGAUUAAAGAGGAACCAGAGGAAAUCUGGAUUGGUCAAGAGGGAGAGCAGCUCGUACUGAAGCAGGAGACUGAAACCUUCAUGUUGACUCCUUAUUAUGAGGGACUCUACCACAGUGAGCACCAGCUCCUCUCUCACAACUCUAAUGUGGCUGAGAGUCAAGAUCAGAACAGAAGAAACCUUAUGGAUUUAGGAUCAACAAUAAAUGACUCAGAGAUUGACUCUAAUACUCACACAGGUGAAAAGUCUUUCAAAUGUGACACUUGUGGAAAAGCUUAUGUGUAUGAGUAUCAAUUGAAAAUACAUCUGAGAGUCCACACAGGUGAAAAACCAUAUUUAUGCAUAAUAUGUGGAAAAGCAUACAUUACUGUGUUCAGUUUAAAAAGGCAUAUGACAAGUCACACAGGCGAGAAGCCAUUUUCUUGCAAAAUAUGUGGGAAAUGUUUUGGGCGCAGUGGCGUCUUGAAAGUACACAUGAGGAGUCACACAGGUGAGAGGCCAUAUUCUUGCGAAAGUUGUGGGAAGAGUUUCAGUGACAUUUCAGCAUUGAAUAAACAUAUGAGUGUGCACACAGGUGAAAAGCCGUUCUCUUGUGAAACAUGUGGGAAAUGUUUUGUAAGUAAAGGCGUUUUGAAAGUACACAUGAGAACUCACACAGGUGACAAGCCGUACUCCUGCAGCUUCUGUGGGAAAACAUUUAGAGAGAAGUCAGGUUUGAAAAAACACAUAAGCAUGCACACAGGUGAGCAGCCAUUCUCUUGUGAAACAUGUGGGAAAGGUUUUGUAUGCGCUAAUGAUUUGAAGGUCCACAUCAGAACUCACACAGGUGAGAAGCCGUUCCCCUGCAGCACAUGCGGGAAAAGAUUUCGUGAGAAGUCAGGUUUGAAAAAACAUAUGAGCGUACACACAGGAGAGAAGCCGUUUUCUUGUGAAACAUGUGGAAAAAGUUAUGCACGUAGUAGCAUCUUGAAAGUCCACAUGAGAUCUCACACAGGUGAGAAGCCGUACUCCUGCAACACUUGUGGGAAAAGAUUCUAUCAGUUGUCAGACAUGAAAAAGCAUUUAAGAGUUCAUACAGAUUAAAAGUUGUGUAUUUACAUGUGAGAGAGUUUUCUGUCUUUGUGAUUUGAUGGUCCACAGUUCACACGGCAACACCUUGGGGUAAAGAUAUUUUGAAGUGACACAUAUCGAUAAUAUUAGAGGAGAUCACAAAGAUCAGAGACUCGACCUUUAACGAGCCAAAACUGUUUGAUUUAAAUUUGCACCCAUUCCCUUUGAAGUAAUCACUUUUUGCAACAAAACACUUUGAAAUGCUCCCUAGAACCCCCCCAAAAUUAAAAUUCUUGGAAAGAUAUUUCUAUCAAAUGUAUAUUUCUUGAAGGGCGGGGUAUAGCUCACCUGGUACAGGUGGAUUUCUUGAAUGAUUUUUAUUUUACUAUUUCCCAAUCUCAAUUAUAUGACGUCAUAUAAAGUUUGUGAUAUUGAAGAUGUUAAUUAAUGUAUAAAGUCUGUGAUAUUGAAGAUGAUACAUUUAUACAUUUGAGAUAUUGAAGAUGGUAAAUUAUGUGGUACUGUGGGUUCAUCCUGUCAGUUAGUGUAUUUUUUGACAACAUCAAAUUGAUCCAAUUUUGAUCAUUUCAGGCUUCUAAUGUAAAACAUUUAAGUUGUAGAUGUUCUUUGUGGCCUAUAUGAAAUAUACCAUAUGAAUAAAGUUGAAUUUUGUCAGAAUAUCUCUCUCAAUGAUGGUUCAUCAAACUGAUGUUCACAAAUUGAUGGAUUGAAUAAAGAGGGUAAUU
Molecule: messenger RNA, 2361 nt
Organism: Paralichthys olivaceus (Japanese flounder)
Lineage: Eukaryota; Metazoa; Chordata; Actinopteri; Pleuronectiformes; Paralichthyidae
Source: RefSeq, a predicted model, not a curated record